GCUAAUACCAAAUAAAUAAUCGAUGAAAAGUAAUCAACAAAUCAGUACGAAACUAGUAGCCAAUAGAAGAAGGCCAAAAUGUAUAAAACCAUAUUGGUGUUUUGUUUGGCCCUUUGUUAUGUUUUCGCCAAGAACGAAAUUUAUGAUGGUCACGCCCUCUACCAAAUCGAUCUGCAAACUGAAGAGCAAGGAUCUUUCCUAGUAGACUUGGAGCAUCGGUUCAACCUUGACGUCUGGGCCCACGGUGGUCAGGGUACCCCCGCGACUGUUUUGGUACCGAAAGCCGCUCGAUCUUUGGUACAAGAUGGUUUGGAUGCUGCUGGAAUCCGCUAUAAACUUGCUGUAGAAAAUGUUAAAGAGGAGUUGGACUUGGAAGAGAAACUGUUAUCAGAAGCGGCAGGUAAAAGCAACAUUACUAGGAGCAGUAGACUUGGCCUAUCCUUCGAUGCUAUCCACCGAUAUGCUGCUGUUGAUGCUUACCUAGUCGAGCUUGCCAACAGGUUUCCAAAUCUCGUCACAGUGGUGUCUGCUGGAAGGAGUUUUGAAGGUCGUGAUAUUAAAUAUUUGAAAAUCUCCACAACAAACUUCCAGGAUAGAAGCAAACCCAUAGUGUAUAUGCAAUCUCUACUCCAUGCCCGCGAAUGGGUCACCCUGCCUGCCACCUUAUACGCCAUUGAGAAACUGGUGAUCGAUGUCCAGGAGCAGGAUUUACUGCAUAACAUUGACUGGAUCAUCCUGCCUAUUGCCAACCCCGAUGGAUAUGAAUUCACCCACACGAGCAGUCGUUACUGGCGCAAAAACCGUGCAACCGGCUUCAUGGUCGGAAACAUGUGCGCUGGUGUUGAUCUGAACCGUAAUUUUGGCCACCAAUGGUCUCAAGCAUCCAGUGCCUCCGUAUGCUCAGAAACUUUCCACGGCAGCAGCGCCUUCUCCGAACCUGAAGCUGCCAUCAUCAGGGACAUCACCUUAGCAUACAGUGACAGGAUAGAACUGUUCUUAGACAUCCACAGUUUCGGAAGCUGGAUGCUCUAUGGGUACGGCGAUGGUGUCCUACCCCCGAAUGGAUUAAUCAUCCAUUUGGUCGGUGUCAGGAUGGCUGAAGCUAUUGACGCUGUCAAAUGGCCUUCGAAUAGGAACUACGUAGUCGGAAACACUGCCUUACUCUUAUAUCCUGCUUCAGGAACAACUUCAGAUUACGCCCAGAGUCUUGGAAUCCCUCUGGCUUAUACUUAUGAGCUGCCUGCUUAUAGAAAUAAUUAUAAUACCGUGAGUGGUUUUCUGGUCGAUCCUGAUUUCAUCGAGCAGGCUGGGUUUGAGACUUGGCAGGGAAUCAAGGCAGGUGCCAGAUAUGCUGCUGACAAUUAUAGGGCUAGGUAUAAGGAGUAAUCUAUGUAAAAUAAAUCAUGAAACCAUUAUUUUUCUUUAUUUCUCUAAUCGAUUAUGCCACAACCGCUUUACUCAAAGAUUUUAAUUCCUAAAUAAG
Molecule: messenger RNA, 1483 nt
Organism: Leguminivora glycinivorella
Lineage: Eukaryota; Metazoa; Arthropoda; Insecta; Lepidoptera; Tortricidae
Product: carboxypeptidase B-like
Exons: 7
Coding region: 79-1386 (435 amino acids)
Biological process (GO): proteolysis
Molecular function (GO): zinc ion binding; metallocarboxypeptidase activity
Source: RefSeq, a predicted model, not a curated record